GUCUGUCAGUCAGCACCACGCUAGCCCCCCCCCCCCUCCUUCUCCUCGCUUGGCAUCAUCCUGCUGUGUGCCCACUUUGUUCCAGCGGAGAGCGACUCGACAGCCUUCUGUUUGAAGUGAAUACAUUUCCAGUCAAAGCCGCCGGUUCGGCACGCAUUCUUUCUAGCUUUUGUUGUAUCUUUAUAUAUAUAUUCGUUGUUGGGUGUUUUUUUUACCUUCAGGAUGUAAUGGAGUGCUGUCUCGUUGUUGCUAGCUAGGCGCAAAAAUUCCUUCAACCAGCCUGCUGUUUCAAUCACUGCGGGCUGACACUACUUUAGCCGAGGCGCUGCUUAGUUAGUGAGCUAGCGGGCUAGCAGGGCAGCCUUCUGAGGCGUUACGUCUGAUUUGGCGAACGACAUAGCUGAUGUUGUUGGACUAACGUUUGAGGGACAGUGCUGGCAUCAGCUGUUGCGGGAUUGGAUGCCGCGAAACUGCAGAUUUGAACCACUUUGGGCGGAUUGUCAAGACCGUAGUGCCAGCCGAAAAGCUAUAAUUGGACAUCAAAGAGACACAAGGGGUUAAUUAUAGGCAGGUAGUGAGUGGCUAGUACGGUUAAUAUUUUUUGACAUUAGUCGUGUUUUGGGACGUGCAUCUACGGCAAAUCAGUGAGGCCCCACUGUCUGUGUGGUCUGAAUCGUCCGUGAUUUGCGGUGAACACACGGCGAAGGCGCAGUUCUUCUCGGCUGGGGGGGGACAACUUGACAGCGAGGCCCCUGGCUACACUCCCCUCCCCCCCCAGUGCGGUCCAUCCAUUCGUCCCGGCCCGAUUGACCACCUCCCCGCUUGCGCUCCAAAGCGAGGGUCGGGGAUUUUGGGGGAGACGCGGAAAACCGUGACGGAGUGUUUGUCGGGUCCCGUUCAAACCGGGCUGCCAUAAAAACCGGAGGGGAUGACUCUGGAGUCCAUGAUGGCUUGCUGCCUGAGUGAGGAAGCGAAGGAGUCGAAACGAAUCAAUGCAGAAAUUGACAAACAACUUCGUCGAGACAAGCGAGACUCCAGGAGAGAACUGAAAUUAUUACUGCUCGGUACGGGAGAAAGCGGGAAAAGCACCUUCAUCAAACAGAUGAGGAUCAUCCAUGGAGCCGGAUACUCAGACGAAGAUAAGAGGGGCUUCAUCCGGCUUGUUUACCAAAACAUCUUCACCUCCAUGCAGGCCAUGAUCCGGGCCACUGAGACCCUCAAAAUCCCAUACAAAUAUGAAGAGAACAGGGCCAACGCCAUGCUUGUGAAAGAGGUGGACAUCGAGAAGAUCAAUGGCUUUGAUCAGCACUACGUCGUAGCUAUUAAAAGUUUGUGGGCCGACCCGGGUAUCCAGGAGGCGUACGACCGUCGCAGAGAGUACCAGCUGUCUGACUCCACCAAAUAUUACCUUAAUGAUAUAGAUCGUCUGACUGCGGAGGGAUAUGUUCCCACCCAGCAGGAUGUGCUGAGGGUUCGUGUUCCCACCACGGGUAUCAUAGAAUACCCAUUUGACCUGGAGAACGUCAUCUUCAGGAUGGUGGAUGUGGGGGGCCAAAGGUCAGAGAGGAGGAAGUGGAUUCACUGCUUUGAGAACGUCACCUCCAUCAUGUUCCUCGUGGCGCUCAGCGAGUACGACCAGGUGCUGGUGGAGUCGGACAACGAGAACCGCAUGGAAGAAAGUAAGGCUCUGUUCAGGACUAUCAUAACCUACCCGUGGUUUCAAAACUCCUCGGUUAUCCUGUUCCUCAACAAGAAGGACCUCCUAGAGGAGAAGAUCUCCUACUCCCAUUUGGUUGAUUACUUUCCUGAAUUUGAUGGUCCCCAGAGAGAUCCCCAGGCAGCGCGGGAGUUCAUCCUCAAAAUGUUUGUGGACUUGAACCCAGACAGCGACAAGAUCAUCUACUCGCACUUCACCUGUGCCACGGACACUGAGAACAUCCGCUUCGUGUUUGCAGCUGUCAAAGACACCAUCCUACAGCUCAAUCUCAAAGAGUACAACCUGGUGUGAGGGCCCCCAUGCGAUGCACGCCACCUCCCCACUGCACAAACGCGCCACUCUUUGGGAAUGUGCUGUCGACUCUAUAUGCGUUACAUGGAACACCACUCCAGCUCACACCCAUACGCACACACACACGCAAACACACGCACACAUAGCUGUUGCUUUUUUUUUUCCUCUAUUCUCCCCCCAAUCCUAGUGAAGUAAGUUCACAGAUCCUCCCUCUCUCCACUCAUAUGUGAGCGUGCUCCCUCCUCCUUCACCAAAACCUCUUGCUCCUCCUCUUCGGCAGCUCCGCAUGUCGGCGUCUUCAGCCUCCAAACUACUGUCAGAUUUGGCUCUGACCUUUGGUAUAAUAGUGACUUGAAAGGCUUUUUUUUUUUAAACAGUUUCUUUCUUUGUGUGUGUGCGUGUGUGUGUGUGUAUGUAUAUUCGGGGUCAGCAAUGAUUAACGCGGAGCUGUGUUUGAAAUCGAAACCCUGCGACACGAGCUGUGAAGGAAGCAAAACGUUAAUUUAGCCAAUAAAUACCAACCGUGCUGAGGAAGAAGAGACUGGGGGGGGGGGCGCUCGUCUCUCACGCGCACACACACACAAAAAAAAGGGAUGGGGGGGGUGGGGGAGGUCAAGGAGUCCAUCUUUUCCUCGCAUCUUUGAAUGUACUCCCAACAUGAGCAUCGCUGUCGCAAAAAAACCCAACAACAAUGUACAUAACGAAGCAAAUGCAUAUGUAAACACUUCAAAAGCUGGAGGGGGGCGAGACAUGGCUAAUCAGAAUCUGUUCAUUGCGGAGAUUUUUUUUAAAUGUUUUUAAUGAUAAGAGUUUGUUGCUUCGUCUCAUUCUAUUAACGACGUUGACUAAAUAAGGUGGGUGAUUUAAAACGGUUCGGGGAAAAAAAGAGAAAAUCUUUCCAAAAAAACCCUAAAUAAGCAGCUCUAAAUUUACUUGAAGUUAGUACACUUCUAAGGUCUCAGUAGUUUUUAUAUUUUUGAGUUGAUCACACGCUUCCCUCCUCACUCCAAGUCAGUAACAAACACUAGCUGCAGGUUGAAGGGCCCUGCUUUGGACAGUCUGCGCUUUGAUAGGAGGAUGAGUGCAGCAUCCGCUGCUUAUUCAACAGGAAAGAAGCUGUAAAGUCAACACUGCUGAGGUGUGAGGAGAACAUCUCUGCUGUCAGACUGACGUCUCACAGUCGUCCAAUCAGACGCACUUCCUGAUCAGGAUCUGGUUUUUUGUUUUAUUGUCACUUUCGUUUGAAAUUUGCUGGCGAGUGUUGAGAGGAGGAGAGUAGUGAUGAGCCUUUUACAGGAAACACUAAAAUGUUUGUGUAUAUUUGUAAAUACAUAUGCACAAAACACUGUACAAAACACUUAGUUGAACGCCGUCUUUGGCAAAAAGAAGAAUCAUUAGAAUUUUGUUUUUUGAAUUUGAGUAUUAAUACUGUGAUUUUUGUUCACUUGAUUAAUAGGACUACACAGAGCAGGGGGGCGUGGAAAUGAACGAGCGUCCACGCCGCUGCAACACAUCUGCUGCCCAAGUAAAAUUUGAUCAGGGCAGAUCUGAAAAAGAAAUUUACUCGUAAAUCUUUUUUUUUUUUUGUAUUUAUAUAAUUUAUGGACCAGAUUUGAAGGUGUUGAUAAUCUGACUGCUUGUGAUUCUGUCAUGUUGAAGGGCUCCUUUUCUCAUGGCAGAGCCUACUUGAGUCUGAACUGCUGUAAAAAAAACAAAAAAGCUAAAAAAAAAAAAAGAAAAAAAAUCUGAAUGUCCGCUAUAGUAAGGAAUUUAUCUCUGCUUUCUAUUUCUUGGAGACAUUUCCAGUUGUACUAGCCAUCCUCACGUCUCAGUCCAUGAUAAAACUGUUUGGUUUCUUCGGAGCCCUCACACGUUUCUUUUUCAUUUCUUCUUUUGAGUUUUAGAUUCAGCGCUGUAAUACAUAUGUUAAAAAAUGUACAGUACAAACUUAGGUGGAUCUUUUUCUUUCUUUUUUUAAAUCCGUGAUUGAAGACCUCUUUGGUCCUUGCUUGCCAUUUGUAACUUGAUACACACAUAUAUAUACAAUGGAAAUGUUUUUUUUCUGCAUCGUUCAUUUUCCAGUUUUUUGGAUGCUUGUUUCGAAUAGUGCCAGUGAAGUGCAGAUAUACCUUUUUUGGUCUCUGACCUUUUCCACAGGUGACUUACCCUUCAUCUUCAUUAAGGGCUACCACAGUGCAUCUGUCAGCAGGGCGCGGAGCACAGGACCACAGUGAACCGAGUCAUCCACAAAUUCCUAUUUGUUCAUAAAUGGAGAUUAUUUGCAGUCUGAGAUAGGGGAAGCUUCGACAGAGUAGUGAGAGAAAUGCAAGCUGUUUUUCUGUGCGUCUAGAGUUAACCAACACUAAGCUGUUCUUUUAGUCAUUUUGCCCCUCUCGGAUAUGCACUACAUUUCAUUUUCAUCAGUAUCAGUGUUGCUUGUGAUACUCAAUGCAGUACUACAUUGCACAAUGACCAGUAUUGCAGGUUUUCCCCAAGUAUUUCAGUUGUAGGUGGUGGCCAAGUAAUUUGUUAAAUCCACGCUGGUGACUCCAUGUUUUAACCAUUAAAUAGCUUCUAUUGUAGCCACUGGUGUCAUUUUAAAGGCAGGAGUUGCAAGAAGUUGUGGGCUGCUGCAGCAGGGAGCUUUGCCGUCAACUUGUCUGCAAAGAAAAAAGAGUGACUCUGAACUCUUGCUGAGGAAGCUUUCUGUUGGAGAGUGCUGUACUAUAGAACUGAAUGCCAGUAUUGAAUAAAAGGCGAGUACGCAGACCCAAGUAUUUAUCAAAGCUGUAUUUGAAACGACUGUGUGUGAAGUGCAGCUCACUUUAAUGCAUUUUUUUGCUAACUUGACUACAAAGUCUGGCACAAACCGAUGGUCUGAGUGGCGUGUUGGCGGCGCGGGGUCACCCUUCGAUUUAUGGCAAAAUUCUUUAUUGGAACGUAGACGAGCUGGGAAUGCAGGAACGUGGCCUGUGAUGGACGUCCAGUCUCUUCCCUGUUUGAAACGCAAAGGCUGGGCAGCUUUUUUCCUGACAUCUCAUAUUUAUUGCCUUUUAUUGCCUUGAGUAAGGAAGGACAGCUUGACAUGUUGGAGGCUUUUUUUUUUUUUUUUUUUUAAAUAAAAACAACAUUUCUUAGGGCCCUUCUUGCUUGCUUUCGCUGUUUUGUUGAACCAAGUGGAAUCAAACUUAUCAUGUAGAAGUCAGUAUGGAGUUUGUGCACACUCAGCCUGAAACUUGUUCCCUCUUUGUAAUUCGUUUUUUUUCUCCUGUCUUGUAUGAUAAGAAAACAUUACCAGAACAUGUUUUUAGGACCACUUGAUUUAUUUUUUUCCUCUAUCAAAUGAAAGCCGAAGGUCAACUGUGUAGUGAUGUGUACAAAUUGUUUUUUUUUUUUUAAUUCUUUUUUUUUUUUUUUAAUUAUUGUUGUUAUAUUGUUUGUAAACCAAAAUGUAAAUGAUGUAUUAUACUGAGUGUGCCAACCCCACUCUCUAGAGCCUGGCUCUCUCCAAGUGCCAACGCUGUGGUCAUUAUCUGAAGGGCCAUCUCCUGAUGGGUUCCUCUUUUUAAAACACACUACAGACUAAAAACUAUAGAGAUGAUUAAGAACACAAAAAGACUUUAUUAUGUAUUUAAGAUUUAAAGAUGAUCUGCUUUUUUUUUUUUUUUUUUUAAGAAACUGUAAUUAACUGCAUGUGCUGUUUAUUUUGUGUCAGAAGUGAGGGCUUGUUUGUUUUCAUUGCAAGAGCUCUUGAUACAGGGGUUCAAUCAGUUAUCAAUUUAUUGAUUUACAUAACUAUUGCCAUAUUUUUUUUCUGUUUCAUGUAUUUGUUUGAACCACUGUUGCCUGAUCCUCAUUCAAACAUGAACAUGACGUAUGAUCAUUGCCGCCUUCUAAGAGAGAAACAUAAUGACAAGGUAUCUGUUUUAAAUUUAAAUAAAUUUGUUCCUAUACUUGCUGA
Molecule: messenger RNA, 5969 nt
Organism: Oryzias latipes (Japanese medaka)
Lineage: Eukaryota; Metazoa; Chordata; Actinopteri; Beloniformes; Adrianichthyidae
Gene: gna11b
Product: guanine nucleotide binding protein (G protein), alpha 11b (Gq class)
Biological process (GO): adenylate cyclase-modulating G protein-coupled receptor signaling pathway
Cellular component (GO): cytoplasm; heterotrimeric G-protein complex
Molecular function (GO): GTPase activator activity; guanyl nucleotide binding; GTPase activity
Source: RefSeq, a predicted model, not a curated record